UCAUUUCGUGCUUCCGGCGAAAUCCUUCUCACUAUAAUGACCUUCAGCACAGAUGUUCUACUGCCGCCAUUAUUGCCAGUCACUGAUGAUGACCAUGGGGCUUGGGUUAUUACAGUGAGCACUAUUCUACUCAUCAUCACUACCCUUGCAACCACAGUGACCUUGAUUUCUCGCUUCCGCAAUUUGCGCAAACUAUCCUGGAGUGACUCAACAGUGUUCUUUAGCUGUAUUUUGUUCAUUCCGCAGACCACAUGUAUCAAUAUCGCGAGUUCCCACGGCAUUGGGAAACAUCGAUUUGCGCUGAAUGACGCCUCAUAUGAGAUAUACUGCAAGGCUCUCUAUGCAAGUCACCUCCUUGCUGUUCUCGUUGUGGGAUCCUCAAAGGCUGCAGUCGUACUUCUGGUGCUAUCCUUGAAACCGUUCAAAAAGACCACUCUCGCGUGCAAGCUUAUUCUGGGCUUGAUCGGUACGUGGAUGCUGGCUACAUUAUUUGCGCUCGGGUUUCAGUGUGAUCUCCCCCGACCAUGGUACUCUCAACCGGAGCGAUGUUUGAACCAAGAAGCUCUAUACAUCACAUUUUGGGGCCUACACAUGCUAUUAGAUGUGAUAAUAAUUGGACUACCGGUUACACUUUUACAUCAAGUUCAAAUAAUGAAGUGGAAGCGCCACCAGAUAUCCGCUCUAUUUGGGAUGCGUGUCCUUGUUCUAGCUUUAAGUAUUGUCGGUCUGCAAUCGCUUCAACCUUUCCAUCGAUCUGAAACUCAAGACCAGACGUGGGACGUCCUAAUGCCGGUGAUUUGGCUACAACUCACUCUCAGUGCAUCCAUCAUCUGCACAUGUAUACCAACCCUCAAACGUGUCCUCGCCGAUCUCCAAACAGGCAUGAUGGCUGGGAUUGUCACAGACUGCUUCGAGCAGUCUAUUUCCAGCCGCAGUAAUGAAGGAGAUCGGACGGCAUCCAGAAUUAAUGACAGUAUGGAACAAAAGUUAGAAUCAGGACCAGGAUCAGCGUUGCAUAAUUCUUUUCGAACAGAUCUGGAAUGCAGAGAUAGCCAGAAGAUCCUUCGUGAGAAUGCUUACGUGCAAAGCGUCGAUUUUGAAGCUUAUUAUGAAAACGUGGGGUCCACCAGAGCUUCAUCGUCCAGUCAUUAUGAGAUGGAUGUUCUGAGUACUCGCUUACUUCACUCUGGCGGCAACCGAGCUUAG
Molecule: messenger RNA, 1206 nt
Organism: Penicillium paradoxum
Lineage: Eukaryota; Fungi; Ascomycota; Eurotiomycetes; Eurotiales; Aspergillaceae
Exons: 4
Source: RefSeq, a predicted model, not a curated record